AUGCUCGGUAAACCCAUCCUCUCCGUCGGCCUAUUCCUUGCUGGAGUCCAGGCUCAGCAAGCUGCCAACUGCGACUACCUGUCAUUGAAGUGCGGUUCCGCACUGCUCGGUGCUCCAUACAAUUACACCACGGCUCAGCUCGUCGCUGCUGUCAAUGACACCGCUUCCAUCCCCAUUAUUACGGUUGCUCAGCUCUCCGAGACCCUGUUCCACUGUACAGACAUCCUCGGCGCAAUCACCGGAAACGCCUACUGCUUCGCUGGUUGUGAUACCAAGGCCGGUGUUCGCAACGAUCAAUGUAUUGUGUAG
This is a messenger RNA of Penicillium pulvis, 309 nucleotides long. RefSeq lists its product as uncharacterized. The record is from RefSeq and is a predicted model, not a curated record. The coding region runs from base 1 to 309 and encodes 102 amino acids. The transcript is spliced from 2 exons. NCBI's taxonomy places the organism in Eukaryota, Fungi, Ascomycota, Eurotiomycetes, Eurotiales, Aspergillaceae.